This is a messenger RNA of Ipomoea triloba (trilobed morning glory), 1599 nucleotides long. RefSeq lists its product as uncharacterized. The transcript is spliced from 10 exons. Bases 143 to 1456 code for a protein of 437 amino acids. The record is from RefSeq and is a predicted model, not a curated record. NCBI's taxonomy places the organism in Eukaryota, Viridiplantae, Streptophyta, Magnoliopsida, Solanales, Convolvulaceae.
CUCCGUAUAAUAAAUCAAAGACUUUUCUCGGGCAGACGGAGUCUGGGAACAAGAGAGCUGAAUUGUGUGAGCAGUGGGCGAGUUUUUGUGAAUACGUGAAGUGAUUUCGCUACCUUGGCUGGGUGAUAGAUAGGACGCAGGUAUGAGCAGUUGGCUAUGCGCGCCGGCGCCGCAUAUUCAUUUUCAUCCCCCCUACAGCGACUCCGCUCUGUUAUUUCACAAACGGAUCCGUUUCAGUAUGUCUCAGUUGUUUAUCAGAAAUAGUAAUUCUGGGCGUUGCAAAAGAAUCAAAGUUGGCAGCUUUAAUGAUAACAGUAUAAGCAAUCAACCGGAAAGAAGCGGAAUUCAGCUUUACCGAGAUAUUGAAAGAUUACUUACAGAUACGGUGAAGCAAUCUCAAGAUGCUUGGGGAACCUCAAAAGACUGGAAGGAAGUUGAGGGAGCAUGGGUAUUGGGACCAAUAAAUACAAAGCCAAGGCUGAUUGUACACUUCGUUGGAGGCAUUUUUGUAGGGGCUGCUCCUCAGCUUACCUACCGCUUAUUCCUAGAGCGCCUGGUUGAAAAGGAUAUAUUGGUGAUUGCUACGCCUUAUGCUAGUGGUUUUGACCACUUCUUCAUUGCAGAUGAAGUGCAGUUCAAAUUUGAUAGGUGUCUUAGAUUUCUCCAGGAAACAGUACAAGAUCUUCCUAUUUUUGGCAUUGGCCACUCGUUGGGGUCUGUUAUUCACCUUUUGAUUGGCUCAAGAUAUGCUGUUCAGAGAAGUGGGAACAUAUUAAUGUCAUUUAACAAUAAGGAAGCUAGCCUUGCAAUUCCAUUGUUCUCACCCGUCCUUGUCCCGAUGGCUCAAAGCAUUGGACCAUUUCUUUCACAGAUUGCAACUUCACCAACAGUUCGUCUUGGGGCAGAGAUGACUCUAAAGCAGCUAGAGACUCUUAGCCCUCCCAUUAUGAAGCAAGUACUUCCGCUGGUUGAGCAACUUCCUCCUCUGUACAUGGACUUAAUUAAUGGAAGAGAAAAUUUUGUUCCAAGACCUGAAGAAACAAGAAGACUGAUAAAGUCUUACUAUGGCAUUUCAAGGAAUCUUUUGAUAAAGUUCAAAGAUGAUACAAUUGAUGAAACUUCUGUACUAGCUCAGUUGCUUAGUACAGAUUCUGCUAUCAGUUCAAUGCUGGAUAUGUCUAUUCGAUCUCUACCAGGAGACCAUGGGCUUCCUUUACACCAGGCUCUCCCAGAUGUACCCCCUGCAAUGACAGAUGCUGUUAACAAGAGCGGAGAGCUUUUGGCAAAUUUUGCUGCUGGAACGCCAUGGGAAACCUUUGCUAAAGAAGUAGGCAAUACUUUUGGUGUAGACUCGAAUAUCCUUCGUGCUGAGGUUUCAAAAGAGCUAGACCUGCUUGUAGAUGUAACAACAUCUUGGAUGGUUUCAAAUUCUGGACCGAAACUUUUACGCAGCUGAACUCGUUAUUUGUAGAUGUAAAAAAACAAAUGCAAUUAGUUAAUGUCAAUAACAUACGGGUAGUUGUAUAGUUUCAAGUACAUGGGAAGGUCGGUGAAAUGUUAUUUUUAUGAAAUAUAUUUAUCACAAAAAGCGGUACCAAA